Molecule: messenger RNA, 16820 nt
Organism: Coregonus sp. 'balchen'
Lineage: Eukaryota; Metazoa; Chordata; Actinopteri; Salmoniformes; Salmonidae
Source: the annotation of a GenBank genome assembly
GCGGCGAUGGAUGCCAUAAGGUCGGCUGGAAGAGCUAUCAUUCGAAGUCCAAGUAUAGCGAAACGGUCUUGGAAUUCGGGCAAACAUAAAAGUAAGAUUUGUCUGAAGUGAAAACUUCCUGUAAUAUUUGCUUCACACAUGCAUUGUAGUGAACAAAGCAUUUGACAAAACGUUGUUUUAGUAGUGUGAACACAGCGAAUUAUUAACACAUUUGUAUGUUUGUGGGUCAAAUGUUCAUGAUACGCCGAAUGUAUUGUAGUUUGUCUACUGUAUAACACUUGUUACAUCCAGUGCAACAUUUUCAUCAAUCAUAUCCAUUGCAUGUUUUUCAUUAGUUCACUCACUAGGCUAGUCUACUGUUGUCAUGAUUUGUGGCACAAUUAGGCCUAAUCAAUUAAGUAAAAAACGAACACGUAGCAACCACGUGUUUCCUAUCAAAUUAACCAGGUUGCAAUGUGAAGGGAUUUCGACAAGAAUGUCCUCAGAACUGGCGGUGUAGGCUAUCCAGGUGAUCCACUAUCCUCAAGUAUUCCCAAUUUAUGAGCUCAGAGCCUGAAAUGCACCACCCUUGAUAACCAUAUUCCUCUCAUGCAAUGACCUAAUUGCAAUGUUUUGGGUAACAGUACUCUAUUUAUACUCUAUUACAGUCCAUCAAUUGUGACACCAAUGUUUGAAUCAAGUCUAGCCUUCUCUCGGUAGUUUAAAUGUCCGUGUAGCAUUUUAAGCUCCUUUCCAUUGGAAUAGUUUCUCACCCAGUUUGGAACCGGAACACGACACCUGUGGCUGUUUUGAACGCUAAUGUAACAACUACACGGCACCGUAUGGCAUAAAAAGGUCAGUUGGCCACCCUAUUCGCUACAUAGUACACUAUUUUUGAUCAGAGCCCUAUGGGACCUGGUCAAAAGUAGUGCACUAUAUAGAGAAUGGGAUGCAUAUUGUAUCCUACAUCUCACUUGAUCCUGGGCGAGGGGGUGAUUCGGUGGCGGCCGAGGAAACUAUAACUACUUAUCACUAUAACCAUGGUAACAGCUACUACAGAAGUGCUCCAGGUCAGUAAAUCCACACACAGAUGAUACAUUUGAUUGACCAGAUACUCAAGUGACCGCUCUAACAACGAACAGAAACGUCUUUAAAAAAAAUGGAAAGCGGAGAUCAGGUGGGACCAUUCUAGCCAAUGAGAGGGCAGAUACGCAUGUGAUCAACAGGCACAACUCUGAUAUAAAGUGCUUUUUUUUUCUCUCAGUUAUUAUAAUCAGUACACUCGUAACAACCUAAGCAUUACGAAACUUCUAUUCGAUCAAAUAAGCCGCACAUAGCAAAUAAACCUUUUUAAAUGUUUCGUUAACCACAUUCGACACUCAUUAACCUCCAUACAAAAACUCCUCGCUUGGUGAGCUUAAAAAAAAAAAUACAGAAACGCCACCACCUGCCGGAGAAGACAGAUUUUGGGCCCAGUUAUCCCUCUUUUAACUCUUCCCCUCUGGUCCACAGCAUGGCUGGGUUCAGAUUCAAGUUUGGGAACUGCUGGUGCUUCUUCCAUUGUUAACACACACACACACAUUUAUAGGCACACUUACUGAUGUUGGUUUUAUAUAAACAACUCAUGAAAUCAUGAUCAAGUUAACACAAACUGUGAUGUAGAGGUAGGUAAUGUUGAUUUAACUGUGAUGUAGAGCUACAGGUGACGAGUGACCUGUUUUCCAGUGUCUAAUCUACAGUAGGCUUUCUGAAUCUGUUCUCCAGGUUGGGGCAAACGUCCUCAUCACUACUGAUCCAUAUCGUUCAGCCUGCAGGACUGGCCAUGGUCCGGCAUGUAGACUGGGGACAAUAUCUUCCUUUGGAUAGAAGUUGCCCUCAGGCACAGAUGUAUAAUCCAUUUACAGUCUCCAAAAAUCCUAAACUCAACCAGGGGAGAAAAUGCCAAAGUGACCUUUUUUAGAUUAAACUUCUGUUUUUCAUUUUUCUCUGUAACGCCCAGGGGCAAUGUAUACAACACCUCACCCUCCUUUUCCUCUUGUCCCGUGUCAAACAGAUUGUUUUUGGGUUAGAGAGGGUUUUUAGAAAUUGGUUGAGGUAAAGCCACCUUGGCAGAAUUUUCCACAUCCUCUGGUGCAUGGACCAUUUGAGCAAUAUUGCUCACUUUUUGAGUCCACAUCACUUCCAUAUUACCGACAGUAUCGUUUGUCCUCUUUCCCAUAACCUCUUAUUUUACGUACAGCUUAUUCCAAUAGUACAUACCGUAGAAUUACGAACUAUAAUACUAGAGUCAUUUAUCAUAUUUAUCAAUUCAAUCAUAUUUGUUCAGUCACUCCUAUGGUAUAUAUACCUACUUCUGUGAAAUCCAUUUAGUUCUAACCCCCAUUCUUAUAGUACGUGUUGACUUCUAGGUGUAGGAUGUAGUUGACAGAGUUCUGAGAAUUCGCUAUUAUUGUUUGUUCAGUCAUUCAUAUCCACCUUGAAAUCCCUGGAUUCUGAUUGGCUGUUGUGUGUUGAUAGAGGGGCUGUGAUGUUUCCUGUUGCUGUGGUAACAUUUCUGUUAUCUUUGGUCUGCGUUGGGACAGAGUGGUCGACCUCCCUGCGUUAUCGCGUGUGUCACUAUAGUCUAACCUAUAGUUCCAACUUACAUUCAGAAACCUCACAUGAACUUGAACCCUCUGGUCUUCUAAGAAGCAGUGUUUUCAUUGGGCAUAACCCUCAGGUCUUCUAAGAAGCAGUGUUUUCAUUGGACAUAGCCCUCAGGUCUUCUAAGAAGCAGUGUUUUCAUUGGAAGUUAGCCCUGCCAGAAGUUAGACCCUUGUCCAAUGUCCCUAGAUAACAUAGACUUUAUGUAGCUCAGUUGGUAGAGCAUGGCGCUUGCAACGCCAGGGUUGUGGGUUCGUUUCCCACGGGGGGCCAGUAUGGAAAUGUAUGCACUCACUUAACUGUAAGUCGCUCUGGAUAAGAGCGUCUGCUAAAUGACAAAUGUAAAAUGUAGACCUAAAGUGAUCCACUGGGUCUAUAUGGCAGAAACUCAUAUCCUAGCCUUCUCCGUUUCUCCCUCUACUGUUCCCCCUAAUUUCUCUCUCUCCCUCUUCCAUUCAUCAUUGUAUCCCUCAUACUUGAAGACUCCCUCACUGACCCCUGAACCUGAAGCCCUCCAUCUUGUUAUCUGGUCAUCAGGCAGUCAGUCAGGGUCCCAUGCUGCUGCCUGCUCUUGCUGGGACCUCCUCUCAAACUGCACGUUACUACACACACACGCCAUACAGUGAUGUCUGAGUGAAUGAUGUUACGGUCAUUAGUCCGAAUCACGGUUAACAAACCAGAAAACAGCGGGGACUGUUUCUAGUUUUAAAUAUAACCGUUCUGGGGAUGGUGUGAAUGUGUUAGCGCUCGUCCCGCGUGUGAGAGAGAACGUCAUUGUGCGCGUGUCUGCAUCAAAUCAAAUUGUAUUUGUCAAAUACACGUGUUUAGCAGAUGUUAUAGCAGGUGUAGUGAAAUGCUUGGGCUUCUAGCUCCGACAGGGCAGUAAUAUCUAACAAUUUCACAACCUAUACCCAAUACACACAAAACUGGUAAGGAAUGGGAUUUAAGAAUAUAUACAUAUAUGGACAAGCAGUGACAGAGCGGCAUGGACUAAGAUACAGUAGAAUAUUAUAGAAUACAGUAUAUACAUAUGAGAUGAGUAGUGCAAGAUAUGUAAACAUUAUUAAAGUGACAAACUCCCGAAUGGCGCAAGUGGUCUAAGGCACUAGCUGUGCCACUAGAGAUCCUGGUUCGAAUCCAGGCUCUGUCGUAGCCGGCCGCGACCGGGAGACCCAUGGGGCGGCGCACAAUUGGCCCAGUGUCAUCCAGGGUAGGGGAGGGAAUGGCCGGCAGGGAUGUAGCUCAGUUGGUAGAGCAUGGCGUUUGCAACGCCAGGGUUGUGGGUCCAGAUUCCAGUAGUGAAAAAAAUAAAUUAAAAAAUGUAUGCACUCACUAACUGUAAGUCGCUCUGGAUAAGAGCGUCUGCUAAAUGACUAAAAUGUAAAUGUGGUGUUCCAUUUCUUAAAGUGGCCAGUGAUUUCAAUAGGCAGCAGCAGCCUCUAAUGCUAGUGAUAGCUAUUUAACGGUCUGAUGGCCUUGAGAUAGAAGCUGUUUUUCAUUCUCUCGGUCCCAGCUUUGAUGCACCUGUACUGACCUCGCCUUCUGGAUGAUAGCGGGGUGAACAGGCAGUGGCUCGGGUGGUUGAUGUCCUUGAUGAUGUUUUUGGCCUUCCUGUGACAUCGGGUGCUGUAGGUGUCCAGGACCCAGUUGCACAGGGCGGGGUUCAGACCCAGGGCCCCGAGCUUAAUCAUGAGCUUGCAGUGUACUAUGGUGUUGAAUGCUGAGCUAUAGUCAAUGAACAGCAUUCUUACAUAGGUAUUCCUCUUGUCCAGAUGGGAUAGGGCAGUGUGAUGGCGAUCGCAUCGUCUGUGGAUCUAUUUGUGUGGUAAGCAAAUUGAAGUGGGUCUAGGGUGACGGGUAAGGUAGAGGUGAUAUGAUCCUUGACUAGUCUCUCGAAGCACUUCAUGAUGACAGAGGUGAGUGCUACAGGGCGAUAGUCAUUUAGUUCAGUAACCUUUGCUUUCUUGGUUACAGGAACAAUGGUGGCCAUCUUGAAGCAUGUGGGGUCAGCAGACUGGGAAAGGGAGAGAUUGAAUAUGUCCGUAAACACACCAGCCAGCUGGUCUGCGCAUGCUCUGAGGAUGCGGCUAGGGAUGCCGUCUGGGCCGGCAGCCUUGCGGGGGUUAACAUGCUUAAAUGUCUUAAUCACGUCGGCCACUGAGAAGGAGAGCCCACAGUCCUUGGUAGUGGGCCUCGUCAGUGGCACUGUGUUAUCCUCAAAGCGGGUGAAGAAGGUGUUUAGCUUGUCUGGAAGCGAGACGUGUGAGAGAGAGAGAGAGAGAACGUCAGUGUGUGUGUGAGAGAGAACGUCUGUGUGCGCGUGUCUGCAUCUGUGUGUGAAUAGCAGUGUGCACUAGAUCUCCAGUGUGCACUAGAUCUCCACUAGAUCUCCAGUGUGCACUAGAUCUCCAAGGAAAUCUCUGCUAACAGAGUUCUGGAAGGCUACAGAAAUGCAGAACAGAUAAGGAAUGAGGGAAUGGCCUUUAAUAGUUAAAAUUACUCACUGUCCCCCUGUUUGGCUUUCUGUCUUUCUCCUUCAAAACAACGUGAAAGUAGGAGGAAGUUACCUACGGUGAAGGUUAGGUUUAAUUGGCUACCCAUCCACAUCGCUCCCCCCCCCCCCCCCCCCCCCAUAACGUUUCUUCUCCAUGAUGAAUGUAGCUAGCGAUAGAUAGCAGUAGGCUAGAAGUCGUCAGGCAAAGGUUUCAUAGAGGGUAGCUGGUCCUGGAUCUGUCACUAUAUGGAUAACUUACACCAGGCUAAAAAGAAUGAAAACAUUGCUGGGACUAUGGAACGGACAUCUCUUAUCAUUGCUUGUUAAAGUUAGUGUACCAGACUAUUCAUUUUCCACUCUCCUUUCUCUCUCUCUCUCAAUAUUUCUUCCCCUUUCUCCCUCUCCUUAAUAUUUUGCCCUCUUUUACAGGUCAGCUAUAGGUUAGUUCUGAAUGAAAAUAUUUACUUUUGCGUUCAGUUCUUCCACCCUGACCGAUAGUGUUUUUGAAACAGUUUCACCUUUUUCAAGUAAUUUUUUUACCUUUUACAGGACUUUGUUUUGAAUAUCUUUAGCGCCACAAAUUCACACGACAGACCAACACUGACGCAAUACCAAACACUAUCUCAGAGACAAACGGAUAGAUGUAGCCACCUGUAUCGACCUUAUACAUAAUAUUGACCCUGUUCUCAAACAUGAUUUGAAAAUAACAUCUGAACGUUGACCCACCUAGCUGCUUGGACCUGGACGGAUACAUGUGAGAACAACCUGGAGGUCAUGACCUACUACUGAUCUUGACCCCAUAGAGGAUGUAUCUCUAUGGUUCAAUCAAAGUUAUUCUAGUUUUGAUUUAAUAUUAGUUUUUAUUUCUAUUAGUUUUUAGAUUUUUAUUUGAAAUUCAGUUUAGUUUCAGUCAGUUUUCUGACUUGAUUUACUGGUUAUUUUGUUUCAGGUUGAUACACACUUUAUGUUUUGGUUUUAAUAUUAUUUAGUGUUUGGGGCAGAAAGUAGCCGUGGGGGGCUAGGAGCCAUUUAUGUGUUUUUUGGGGAUGUCACUUCUUGCCACUAGGGGGCAGUAAUGCAUAAGGAGAAGGGGCCAUAGACUUGGCUAGACAACAUCUCUGUAUCUGUGUCAUGAUGGUGGCUGUGGGAGCAUGGGCUGCACCAUUGAGGCAAUCUCCAUCUUGAAAUAGUAAAUUUUCAUCGGCUGAUCCUUCCUUAUGACACGGCUGUCAUGACUCCAACCGGGUCAUCAGGUCAUGCCAACCGGGUCAUCAGGAGGGAUCAGCCAAUGAAGUUGGACGUCCUGCCCAGUUGACUAAAUAAAAAUGGCGAAAGCCCGCAAUGGCGCUGCCCAUGCUAACUCUGGCUUUUGGGCACGUUUCUGUUCAACCAAACAAGAUGUUCUGGUUCAUCUUCAAGAAGAUUCUGCGUUCCAGAGAGGUGGUCGUUCGGUUUCUCAAGCCUGGUGACAGUUGUCCUACAGACAGAAUAUUCUCUCCACGAACGCUUAGGAUGCAGGGGAAGAAACCAGUGCCACAGGGCACAGCUUUGGAUAAACAGCAAUCCUUGCCUGCCAGGACUGGAGAGGUGACUUUGUAAACAUGCCCACCUUUACCUCUUCCAGGUAUUUCCGCAGCUCACACAGGGCACUUAAUGCCCUGCCAGGUUGACCCUCCGGCUGGACAGUGACCUCAGACACAAUCUUCGAUACAAGUUUAGCUAUAUUUCUGAAGCACUGGUCGAGAUGCUUGCUUGAUUCAAAGUGCUGGCAUCUUGCUUGGGUCCUGCUGCUCCACGGCUGUAUUCUCUGAUUUGCUGAAGUACAAAAGACUGCUUCCCUCAUCAGUGUUGAGCGAAGUGCCUCGCUCUGCAAGCUGCUGCAGAGCGAGGAUUUGAAGUUGUCUGUCAGAGGAGUCAGUAUGCAUGCGGAGCGCUCACGCAGUGACUUCAGGAGGACCUGUGCCGACUGUUUUGCAACAGUAGUUGACUGCACGUGUGACUCGAGGUUGAGAAGGCACGGCACCACAUCAAACAACGACUGGCUGUCAGUUUGAAGUUGGUGUUGAUUUACGAACUGCUCCGGCAAACUUCACAAGCUGCUCAAGCUUGUCACGCUCCAUGCUCGCCCUCGGAUUUCUUCGGUGUUGUCUAGUGAUGGAUAGUGAUGGCUAGUGAAAAUGAUGCACAAGCUAGGCCUAUUUGUAACAUCGCCAUCUACUGGCAGCAUUUUCCCGCCAGAUUCAGAAGCUCUUAAACCCCAUUUAGAUUUUUGGGCAAAGUUUAAAAGAUAAUAUUACCAUCAAAUUCAGUUUACUAUAAUAACCUUGCUAUGGUUGACCCCCCCCCCCCCCCCCCCCAUUCCUUACAAUCUUAUAACCUCUAGAACUUCCUGAGAACUGGACAGACACGAGGGAGACUGUUGUAGAUGGCAUGACCUUUAACAUCCGCCACCUAGGCAUGACCCUGGUGGACCAGCCCAAAGGAGAGGACCUAUCAGCAGCCGCUGUCAAGAGGAUCGUUGCCACGGUGAGCUGUGAUGUCAUACAAGUAGGAGGGAUUGGAAGUUCAAAGCACCGGAAGUUUCCGAAGCACUUGAUUUUAGAUGAUAUUUUUGGAGUUGCUCUUGAUCAAAUCAAUCAAAUCAAAUCAAAUCAAAUCAAAUCAAAUCAAAUUUUAUUGGUCACAUGCGCCGAAUACAACAGGUGCAGACAUUACAGUGAAAUGCUUACUUACAGCCCUUAACCAACAGUGCAUUUAUUUUAAACAAAAAAGUAAGAAAUAAAACAACAACAAAAAAGUGUUGAGAAAAAAAGAGCAGAAGUAAAAAAUAAAGUGACAGUAGGGAGGCUAUAUAUACAAUAGAAUAAAGUGACAGUAGGGAGGCUAUAUAUACAGGGGGGUACCGUUGCAUAGUCAAUGUGCGGGGGCACCGGCCAGUUGAGGCAGUUGAGGCAAUAUGUACAUGUGGGUAGAGUUAAAGUGACUAUGCAUAAAUACUUAACAGAGUAGCAGCAGCGUAAAAAGGAUGGGGUGGGGGGGCAGUGCAAAUAGUCCGGGUAGCCAUGAUUAGCUGUUCAGGAGUCUUCAGGAGAGCUUCUGCUCUCAAGAACAGCAUUUUCCUUAAGUGCUUCAAGAUGACUGAAUAACAUGGCCUGCCCCUUAGAAACUAUGAUCAAUUAGCUGACUCUUAUUGGUAUUAUUAUAGUGUUGAUCAUCUUAGAUCUAUCUAUCAUCAGUAAUCAUCUUACUUUUAUUGUGAUAUAAUUUUAAGAUCUUCGUCUAAUUAUUGUUGUUAUAUUAUCUCAUAUCGAUCCAGGCCAAAGCCAUUAGGAAGAAUUGAUUUGUAAUGAAUCUAUGUUCUCUGUCAUCAACUGUAUCCCCUCCAGGCCAAAGCGGGAGGUAAGAAGCCUCAGAAGGUGUCUCUGAAGGUUUCUCCUCAGGGUAUUAUGCUUUACGACAGUCUGACCAACCAGCUACUAGACAACGUCUCCAUAUACAGGUAGGGGUGUGUGUGUGCUGUGCAUCGUACCACAGUGGUUGCAAAUUGUAUUUGUGUUGUGUGACCUCUAACUUGACAAAAAUACACAAAUAUUUACUCUGUGGAUACAAACACAUCUGGCCUACUUCUCAGACUUUUGUUUCUCAAUGAAGGGAAACCCCAACGGGGGAGGGAGAGGUGGGAGAGGUGGGAGAGGUGGGAGAGGUGGGAGAGGGGGGGAGAGGGGGGAGAGGUGGGAGAGCGGGAAUGUCUUUGAAAAUACAGCUCCCUACAGGAGACCUCAUCUGCACAGAGCUGGGUGGCCACACACACACACACACACUCUCUCUCUCUCUCUCUGCCAGAACGUUUCUUCCCACACAAGCUUUUAUGGCAUCCUGGUUUGUCUCAGAGGACACUUGCCAUUUGAACCAUAACUGUGACCGCUGACUUUAUUUUGCCCUCUGACCUUUUAACCUUUGCCCUGUGUCCUGCAGGAUAUCCUACUGCACGGCGGACAAGCUGCAUGACAAGGUGUUUGCCUACAUCUCCCAGAACACCCUCAACGGAACACUGGAGUGCCACGCCUACCUCUGCUCCAAGAAGAAAGUGGUGAGUCUGAACUGGCACACAACAACCCCCUAUCUGAAAGUACUGGACGGGGUGUAAGCAAUAUUCUUAUGGCUCUACUUGGACCUCCUGUAGGCUAAUUUCAGUUUUUAGUUAUCUACACUGAACAAAAACAUAAACGCAACAUGUGAAGUCUUGGUCCCAUGUUUCAUGAGCUGAAAGAAAAUAUCCCAGAAAUGUUCCAUACGCACAAAAAGCUUAUUUCUCUCAUUUUGUGCACAACUUUGUUUACAUCCCUGUUAGUGAGCAUUUCUCCUUUGCCAUGAUAAUCCAUCCACCCGACAGGUGUGGCAUAUCAAGAAGCUGAUUUAAACAGCAUGAUCAUUACACAGGUGCACCUUGUGCUGGGGACAAUAAAAGUGUCACACAACACAAUGCCACAGAUGUCUAGUUUUGAGGGAGCGUGCAAUUAGCAUGCUGACUGCAGGGAUGUCCACCAGAGCUGUUGCCAGAGAAUUGAAUGUUUAUUUCUCUACCAUAAGCCGCCUCAACGUCAUAAAAAAAAAUAAUGGCAGUACGUCCAACCGGCCUCACAAACGCAGACCACGUGUAUGGCAUCGUGUGGGCGAGCGGUUUGCUGAUGUUAACGUUGUGAACCGAGUGCCCCAUGGUGGCGGUGGGGUUAUGGUAUGGCUAGGCAUAAGCUACGGACAACAAACACAAUUGCAUUUUAUUGAUGGAAAUUUGAAUGCACAGAGAUACCAUGACGAAGAUCCUGAGGCCCAUUUUUUUUUUAAGGUAUCUGUGACCAACCGAUGCAUAUCUGUAUUCCCAGUCAUGUGAAAUCCAUAAAUUGGGUCCUAAUUUAUUUAUUUCAAUUGACUGAUUUUCCUUAUAUGAACUAACAGUAAAAUCUUUGAAGUUGUUGAAUGUUGUGUUUUUUUAAAUAUAUUUUUGUUCAGUAUAGCUAUCUUUCAGAUCUGAACACUAAAGGGUAGGGGGAUUGGCACAGAAAUGAAUCCUAUGAAAACUACUGGGUGUGCAGAGUUUUGUUCCAGUCCUGCUCUAACACAGCUGACUCUACUAAUCAGCUGCUCAACAGGAAUCUGGUGUAUUAAAGCAGGGCUGGAACAAAAGCCUGCCUUAAAAUAUGUUUGCUUCCAAUAUAACCCCUACAUCUGACUGUGGCCUUCUCUCGUUCUCCCGGGGGAAACAUAAGGAGGUCUGACUGUGGCCUUCUCGUUCUCCCGGGGGAAACGUUAGGAGGUCUGACUGUGGCCUUCUCUCGUUCCCCCGGGGGAAACAUUAGGAGGUCUGACUGUGGCCUUCUCGUUCCCCCGGGGGAAACAUUAGGAGGUCUGACUGUGGCCUUCUCUCGUUCCCCCGGGGGAAACAUUAGGAGGUCUGACUGUGGCCUUCUCCCGGGGGAAACAUUAGGAGGUCUGACUGUGGCCUUCUCUCGUUCCCCCGGGGGAAACAUUAGGAGGUCUGACUGUGGCCUUCUCGUUCCCCCGGGGGAAACAUUAGAAGGUCUGACUGUGGCCUUCUCUCGUUCUCCCGGGGGAAACAUUAGGAGGUCUGACUGUGGCCUUCUCGUUCCCCCGGGGGAAACAUUAGGAGGUCUGACUGUGGCCUUCUCUCGUUCUCCCGGGGGAAACAUUAGGAGGUCUGACUGUGGCCUUCUCGUUCCCCCGGGGGAAACAUUAGGAGGUCUGACUGUGGCCUUCUCGUUCCCCCGGGGGAAACAUUAGGAGGUCUGACUGUGGCCUUCUCUCGUUCUCCCGGGGGAAACAUUAGGAGGUCUGACUGUGGCCUUCUCGUUCCCCCGGGGGAAACAUUAGGAGGUCUGACUGUGGCCUUCUCGUUCCCCCGGGGGAAACAUUAGGAGGUUGCACUCCUCGUCCCCUUUUUGACUUCCUGUGUUGCUGGGAAUCUGGAGGACACUUCCCUCCCUCAAGUCACCACGCCGUCUCUCGUAUAACCCAAUACUCUUUCGCAAGUCUCUCUCUCUCUCUCUCUCUCUCUCUCUCUCACUCACUCACUCACUCACUCACUCACUCACUCACUCACUCACUCACUCACUCACUCACUCACUCACUCACUCACUCACUCACUCACUCACUCACUCACUCACUCACUCACUCACUCACUCACUCACUCACUCACUCUCACACACACACAGAGAGAGAGAUUGGAUACUAAUGACCUUUGACACAACGCUCUCCCAGCUGUGUGAAUGUAUCCACAGUGGUGCUUUUCUACUGACUGAGAGAAAAUAAUUUGUUAGUCAAUCAAGGUUGACAAGGUCAUUGAAAAUAAACAAUGUGUCAAUGCAUGGUCUUUAAACCUUUAUCUCUCAUUGGCCCCAAGGGUAGCUCCAAUUACAGUGGCUUUGACUCUUAAAGGAGUAGUCCACUCAAACUAUCUUUUUGGUGUUUUUUUUGGUCAUUUGUCCACUGUUGAAAAAGUCCCAAAAUGUUUCACACAUCUCUCUGAGCAAAUAUUUUUUGGGUGUGUUUUUAUUCAGAUUAAUAAAUUGGGUGGUUCGAGCCCUGAAUGCUGAUUUGGCUGACAGCCGUGGUAUAUCAGACCAUUUUAUUCAGUUGUAUAACUUGAUUGCUCUGCUCAGUUUUGAAUAUUUGUUUGUUUGAGUCAUUUAUAUAAUGUGCCCUGUAGCCUCUGUGGUUUAGAGCGCUCGUACUCUAGAGCAGGGUUUCUCAAACUUGGUACCGGGGCCCCUCCUGGGUGCACGUUUUGGUUUUUGUCCUAGCACUACACAGCGGAUUCAAAUAAUCAAAGCUUGAUGAUUUAAUUGGUUAUUUGAAUCAGCUGUGUAGUGCUAGGGCAAAAACCAAAACGUGCACCCAGGAGGGGCCCCAGGACAGAGUUUGGGGAAAUUCUGCUCUAGAGUAGUGAUAUUCAAACUUUUUCAGCAGGGACCCCAUUAUUAUUUUUUUUUUACCCGCAUUUCUAAGGACCCCAUGUAUUUCUUUUUUGGCCAGGAAUUCUGCCCGACACCCACAACCAAUCUAAUGACACAACCUUCAAAUCUGUAAAUUUAGGUUUUCACAUCAACAAAUAACCUUCAAAUCAUUACAAUUUCAUCUCUCCUAUCAAAAUUAAAUGAACCAAUACAUACAUUUACUCAAUACAAUUAUAUCCCCCCCCCCCCCUCCCCCUUUGAUUUCUAAUGAAAAAUUAAUGUUGUGUCAUUGGGGCUUCUAGCAUCAUUAUAACAGCCAGUGUAUUGUCUUUUUUUCUCCCUAGGCCCAGGCAGUGACUCUGACGGUAGCACAGGCCUUUAGAGUGGCCUUUGAGUUCUGGCAGGUUGCCAAAGAAAGUGUUCACCCCAGCUAUUGUCCAGAAGGUGAGGACUGUACAGGUGGAUCAAAGCUGAGACUGAUAAACAGCUUCUAUCUCAAGGCCGUCGGACUGUUAAAUAGUCACCACUAUCCAGCCCUCCACCUAGUACCUCGCCCUGAACUUUAGUCACUGUCAUUAGCUGGCUACCACCCGGUUACUUUACAAUGCAUAUUAGAGGCUGCUGCCCUAUGUACAUAGACAUGGAACACUGGUCACUUUUAAUAAUGUUUACAUACUGGUUUUACCCAUUUCAUAUGUAUAUACUGUAUUCUAGUCAAGUCCAUUCUAUUUAACUAUUGCUGUACAUAUACUAUUCUAUACUACGUAUUCUUCAGAUAUACAUACAUAUUCUAUCCAUGUACAGUACCAGUUAAAAGUUUGGACACAGCUACUCAUUCCAGGGUUUUUCUUUCUUUUUUUCUACAUUGUAGAAUAAUAGUGAAGACAUCAAAACUAUGGGAAUCAUGUUGUAACCAAAAAAAAGUGUUUAGUGUUAAACAAAUCAAAAUAUAUUUGAGAGAAUGCCAGGAGUGUGCAAAGGGUGGCUACUUUGAAGAAUCUCAAUUAUUAAAUAUAUUUUGGUUUAACACUUCUUUGGUUACUACAUGAUUCCAUAUGUGUUAUUUCAUAGUUUUGAUGUCUUCACUAUUAUUCUACAAUGUAGAAAAUAGUAAAAUAAAAAACCUUGAAUGAGUAGGUGUUCUAAAACCUUUGACUGGUACUGUAUUACUGUACAUAUGGACUCUGACAUUGCUCGUCCUAAUACCUUAUAGGUUAUUGUGUACUGUUCGAUACUACUGCACUGUUGAAGCUAGGAACACAAGCGUUUCGCUACACCCGCAAUAACAUCUGCUAAAUAUGUGUUUGCGAUUUGAUUAAAUGUUGCUAUACAAACCCCAUUACACACAACCCUGGAGAGACACACACACACACAACCAUGGUGAGACACACACAGUCCUGGAGACGGACGGACAGGGACACACACACACACACACACACAACCCUGGAGACAGACACACACACGCCAAACACGCGUCACAGUUUAGCAUUUCUAUAUGACAUUUUAUUUGUCACAUGCCGCGAAUACAACAGGUGUAGACUUUACCGUGAAAUGCUUACUUACAAGCCCAUUUCCCCGAAAUGCAGAGUUAAAAUGUAAAACAUUUACAAAAGGGGGGAAAAAAAGAAAAUAGUUAGUCCAGCGAGUGUGUGUGUGUGUGGGUGGAGUCCAGCGAGUGUGUGUGUGUGGGUGGAGUCCAGCGAGUGUGUGUGUGUGGGUGGAGUCCAGCGAGUGUGUGUGUGGGUGGGUGGAGUCCAGCGAGUGUGUGUGUGGGUGGGUGGAGUCCAGCGAGUGUGUGUGUGUGGGUGGGUGGAGUCCAGCGAGUGUGUGUGUGUGUGGGUGGGUGGAGUCCAGCGAGUGUGUGUGUGUGUGUGUGUGGGUGGAGUCCAGCGAGUGUGUGUGUGUGUGGGUGGAGUCCAGCGAGUGUGUGUGUGUGUGGGUGGAGUCCAGCGAGUGUGUGUGUGUGUGUGUGUGGGUGGAGUCCAGCGAGUGUGUGUGUGGGUGGAGUCCAGCGAGUGUGUGUGUGUGUGUGUGUGUGUGGGUGGAGUCCAGCGAGUGUGUGUGUGUGUGUGUGGGUGGAGUCCAGCGAGUGUGUGUGUGUGUGUGUGGGUGGAGUCCAGCGAGUGUGUGUGUGUGUGUGUGUGUGUGGGUGGAGUCCAGCGAGUGUGUGUGUGUGUGGGUGGAGUCCAGCGAGUGUGUGUGUGGGUGUAUACAGCCGGUGCAAGAGUCAGUGCAUUUUUAUUUUUAAAGCCGGUCAAUGCAAAUAGUCUGAGUAGCCAUUUGAAUAACUGUUCAGCAGUCUUAUGGCUUGGGGGUAGAAGCUGUUCAGUAGCUGUGUGUGUGUUGACGGUAAUAUUUUGUGUGUCUUGUAGAGAAGAGGGUGAAGUCCGGCUCGGCUGGAGAAGCAACCAGCAGCCUGGCUAGUCUGAAAGGACGAGGUAAGGGGGACACAUGCAGAGUGUCACUGGGGCUGCGUUUACACAGCCAGCCCAAUUCUGAUCUCUUUUUUUUUAACCAAUCCGAUCAGCUCUGAAAAAUAUCAGAAUUGGGCUGCCUGUGCAAACGCAGCCUCAGACACACACGCACUCAGCCUUUUAUCCAAUGCACAUAUUCAGAAGACACAAAAUACCUUCUUUAUUUCUAGUAUAAUGUGCAUCAGAUUUAUGUUAAGAUGAAUGCACUAAUUGUAAGUCUCUCUGGAUAAGAGCGUCUGCUAAAUGACUACAGUGUAAAUCAGAGUAACACUUACUGAAUGUUAUUUAGCAAUGAACGCUAUGAAAUGUCUUUCUGAUUAUCUUCUCUCUUCCUCCUACAUUUGACAUUUUAGUCAUUUAGCAGACGCUCUUAUCCAGAGUGAGUGCAUACAUUUUAUUUUAUUUUUCAUAAUGGCCCCUCCUACUGUGGCCUUGGUUGGAUCCAUGGGAUUCAGGCCCGAGUCUUUGUGUGAGCUGUUGGAAUCAAACUGUAAAUACUCCAACAUUUACUGAUUGGCUGAUUGUCUCCAUAGAUGUUGCCACGGGUAACCUGCUAGACCUGGAGGAACGGACUCAUGUUGCUUUGGUUCUGGAAACCAAUGGCAACGAGGAGUUCCAGGUGGACAACCGCACCGCUCCCGAGAACGUUGAAAACAACAACACUGUCUGGGUACGUCUCAAUCCUCCAUCAACCAUUUCUCUCUGCACUUAGAAUUAAUGAGAGCCAAUAUUUGGGCUACAAAAACUCAAUCUCUCUCUUGCAGGAAAUUGAGGAAGACUUGGACGUGGCUUUUUCUAGGUAAGACAAUCGUCCUAAAUGUAUCUGUUGUCAAUAAGCUAGUCUCUUCUUGCUGCUGACUGACCACAGAAAUCAGCUCAUUGAUUUGCUCAGAUAAGAUUUCCCUGAGAGUGAUUGCAGCUUUUGGAGAAUGUGAUAGACUACAGCUCCGUCCAGAAUGAGCCUGACUUACAGGUUAGAAUAGACUACAGCUCCGUCCAGAAUGAGCCAGACUUACAGGUUAGAAUAGACUACAGCUCCGUCCAGAAUGAGCCAGACUUACAGGUUAGAAUAGACUACAGCUCCGUCCAGAAUGAGCCUCAGACUUACAGGUUAGAAUAGACUACAGCUCCGUCCAGAAUGAGCCUGACUUACAGGUUAGAAUAGACUACAGCUCCGUCCAGAAUGAGCCUCAGACUUACAGGUUAGAAUAGACUACAGCUCCGUCCAGAAUGAGCCUGACUUACAGGUUAGAAUAGACUACAGCUCCGUCCAGAAUGAGCCUGACUUACAGGUUAGAAUAGACUACAGCUCCGUCCAGAAUGAGCCUGACUUACAGGUUAGAAUAGACUACAGCUCUGUCCAGAAUGAGCCUGACUUACAGGUUAGAAUAGACUACAGCUCCGUCCAGAAUGAGCCUGACUUACAGGUUAGAAUAGACUACAGCUCCGUCCAGAAUGAGCCUGACUUACAGGUUAGAAUAGAAAGAGAGGUAGAGAUCAUCGAGAGAGCAUGGUUGAUUCGAGAAUGCCUCAAAUGUAAAUUCUUGAAUUUGAAUUGAAGCAGAAAACAGGAUCUAGAAUUGCAAUUAGAAUUAAAGGAAAUAUGAUUAAAUUAUAAAUGCCUCUUAUGAUCUAUAUUAGGUGUAGUCUGUACAAAUAUAUAUAUUUUACGUAAAACAUCAAACAUGUCGUUAUAUAAAAUAUUGUUGAAACAAUAGAUUUUUAGGACAAACUCUUAAAAUGAAUCAAGGAAAACAAAACCUGUAUGCAAAUGUUCUUAAAUAUUACAUUUUAAUUAAUCGGUUACAUUUAUGUUCAAUAAAGAAGCCAAACAAAUGAAAUGGUUUGGUGGAAAUGUGUAAUUGGCUAUUGUAAGCACUAAGGUUUCAAGAGUAUAUGAACAUUGUUUCCAGAGAGAAGUGAUAUUAUUUGAAAGUACUUGGCCUUUACGCUGUGACUACAUCCCCCCCCCCACCUCUCACCCAUUCCGUAUGAAAAAUGUAUGCACUCACUAACUGUAAGUCGCUCUGGAUAAGAGCGUCUGCUAAAUGACUAAAAUGUAAAUGUCACACUGUCCCCCCGUCCCCCCCCCCUCCUCCCUCCAGACUGGCGGUGUCCCGUACUAACCCCCAGGUCCUGGACAUUGGGGUGACCCCCCAGGAUUGGCUGACAGAACCUGACUGGGCCAAUGGAAACACGUGCAACCAGAACACAUCGAACAAGAACGCCACCAAAGGAGAUGACUUCUUUGUCUUCUGA